AUCCCCCUCGGUUAAACAAACGAACGAGUACUUGAGCUCAGUAAAUAUUACUAAGAAGAGGAGAUUUUGGAAUCAUCGGUUUGUUGCCAUUUAUAUGUCAGAUCAACUGUUCUUUGGCAAUGUUUUCCAGCCCCAGUACGUCCACACCCUUCUCGGUUAAGGAUAUAUUAAACCUGGAGCAGCACACUAGUGCUGAAGAUCUGGUCUCACUUGACAUCUCUCCACGGAUGGAAUGUGCCUUACCGACCUCCUCCUGCAUGCUGGGCCGCCUGAAACAGGAGCCGCUUCGGGAGAUGUCGUCUGGAGGCUCGCUGUUUGGAGAGGAGCUCCAUGAGGCUAAAGACAACAGAAAUACUGCACUCAACUUCGCCGCUGCCUUCUAUGGGAAAUCUUUCUUAGAAAUGGACAUCAAGGAUGGCAAGACGGACAGCUUGGCGGUGGAAUACAGAAAAGACAUGUCCUACAUCUCUCAGAGCGAGCCGGUGGUGGACCUGAAGUCAGAGGGCCCGGAUCUGCCCACCAAACCCCGGAAGCGCAGGAAGCCGCGCGUGCUGUUCUCACAGGCGCAAGUGUAUGAGCUGGAGCGUCGCUUUAAGCAGCAGAAAUACCUGUCGGCUCCGGAGAGAGAUCACCUGGCCGGGGUGCUCAAACUGACCCCUACACAGGUCAAGAUCUGGUUCCAGAACCGCCGCUACAAGUGCAAGAGACAGCGACAGGACCAGAGCCUGGAGAUGGUCGGUAUCCCGCCGCCGAGACGCAUCUCAGUCCCAGUACUGGUCCGAGAUGGGAAGCCCUGCCUUGGAGACUCGACGACCUAUAAUAGUUCAUAUAAUGUGGGCCUUAACCAUUUCACGUAUAACAGUUACCCAGCGUUCAGUAAUUAUCCCAGUCCUGGCUGUAAUAUGAACCAUGCGUGUGACUAUCCCACCACUGCGGUGCAGUCUAUCCAGCCCUCACAAAACAACGGGAAUUACAUCAACUUCGGCAUUGGGGAGUUAAAUAACGUUCCAAACACGUUUCCGUCCGGCAAUGGAGUGUCUUCUUUACAUGGAAUCCGAGCGUGGUGAACGAAGGAUCGGAAUAUAACAUUAUCG
Oncorhynchus masou masou (cherry salmon) is the source of this 1094-nucleotide messenger RNA. RefSeq names its product homeobox protein Nkx-2.5-like. The coding region runs from base 120 to 1067 and encodes 315 amino acids. Gene Ontology annotation, cellular component: nucleus. The transcript has 2 exons. Lineage: Eukaryota; Metazoa; Chordata; Actinopteri; Salmoniformes; Salmonidae. Gene Ontology annotation, molecular function: RNA polymerase II cis-regulatory region sequence-specific DNA binding; DNA-binding transcription factor activity, RNA polymerase II-specific. Gene Ontology annotation, biological process: regulation of transcription by RNA polymerase II; cell differentiation. The record is from RefSeq and is a predicted model, not a curated record.